Topomyia yanbarensis is the source of this 2528-nucleotide messenger RNA. RefSeq names its product myelin expression factor 2 (gene rump). Gene Ontology annotation, cellular component: cytoplasm; nucleus; post-mRNA release spliceosomal complex. Gene Ontology annotation, biological process: regulation of mRNA stability involved in response to oxidative stress. Gene Ontology annotation, molecular function: mRNA binding. Lineage: Eukaryota; Metazoa; Arthropoda; Insecta; Diptera; Culicidae. Bases 260 to 1933 code for a protein of 557 amino acids. The transcript is spliced from 6 exons. The record is from RefSeq and is a predicted model, not a curated record.
CCUAGCUGCAGUGCGUGUUAGUCGUCAGGUCUGCUGUUGUGCCGGUAAUAAAGUGAAAUUAAAGGUGCUUUACCAUCUUGUUGCUGCAAAAAUUGGUUCAAUUUUACAGCUGAAGUCAACAGCUGCCUGCAUCGUUACAAGUCGGUGGAUGUUUGAAAAGUUUCUCCAUUUGUAUUUUAGCCAUUAGUGUCUGGUUGAUAUUCGAGUGGUGAACAUCUCUUCGGUUGGAAUUUGCAUUCUUUAAACAAAGUUGUUUAGCAUGGAUAACGAUAACGAUCAGAAUAAUCGCGAUCGCUCUCGACGCAGCGACCGUGGACGUAACAAUUCUCGGUUCAGUAACGAUCGCGACCGUAGCCGUGAUCGCGAUCGGGAGCGCAGUGACUGUCGGCGGAUUUACGUUUCCAACGUACCGUACGAGUAUCGCUGGCAGGAUCUGAAGGAUUUGUUUCGCAAAGAGGUUGGCGACGUUUCGUUCGUUGAACUUUUCCACGAUGAAUCGAACAAACCGAGGGGCUGCGGUAUUGUAGAGUUCGAAAAGGCCGAACAUGUCCAGUCGGCGCUGGAUAAAAUGAAUCGCUUCGACAUCAAUGGCCGGCAGCUGGUCAUCAAAGAGGACUACGGCAACGAGCGGGAUAAGUACGGUCGGGUUGUGCCAAAGUCUUUCCGCAGCAGUGACCGUGAUGGUGGCGAUAAUCGACGACGAGAUCGGGACGACGACAGAAUCUCGGGACGUGAUGAUGGCGGUGGCUUCAAUCCGGACUUCAAUACCUACGGUCUCAGCAUCAAGUUUUUGGAAGGUCUUGGUAUUCAGGGGCCCCUGCAUACCCGUAUCUUCAUUGCGAAUCUUGAUUACAAGGUCGAUGCUAAAAAGUUGAAGCAGGUUUUCAAACUAGCUGGCAAGGUACAGAGUGUGGACCUGUCAGUCGAUAAGGAUGGCAACAGUCGUGGUUUCGCAGUCGUUGAGUACGACCAUCCGGUUGAAGCGGUUCAAGCAAUCUCGAUGUUUGAUCGGCAGAUGUUGUUUGAUCGUCGUAUGACUGUUCGCCUUGAUCGCGUUCCGGAGAAGGGCGAGUUGAAUCGUCUGCCGGACGGUUUGAAGGGUGUUGGCAUCGGUCUUGGUCCGAAUGGUGAGCCACUGAAAGAUGUGGCACGCAAUCUUCCAUCGUUGCAGCAGAAUAACCAGAUUCAGAACAAUCCCAUCCAGAAUGCUGCUCCUACUCCUGUUCAGGCUCCACUCACUAGCAAUCUGCUUGGGGCCGCCGGAAAUAAUCUUUCUGGGCUUAAUUCGAAUCUAGCUGCUCAGUUGAGCAGUGUGGUUGGUUUGUCCAAUUUGACUGGUAACUUGCAAAAUUCGAUCCUGAGUAAUGCGGCUGCAGCUAGUCUGUCCAAUCUGACGGGCUUGGGUAAUCUUGGAGGUGGUGCUGGAGGUGGCGGUCUUGGAGGUCUCGGCGGAGGCAACUCUGCAUUAGCCGGUCUUGGUUCGCUUGGCGGCGGCGGCGGUGGUAACGAUGGUGGUCUCGGCGGAGGUAACUACAACCAAAAUUACAACUCAUCCGGUGGAGGUUUUGGUAACAGCGGUGGUGGUGGCGGUGGCGGCGUCGGCAACCGCGGAAACGACUAUGACCUAGGAUCCUCCAACGUUCGCAACUACAGCACUGCGCCAAACGAUGAUUAUGGCCGUAGCUACGGUAACAUGAACAACGGUAACCGGAAACUUUCCGAUACGAUUAUUAUUCGUAAUAUGCCGUCCUCCUGGACAUGGCAGACGCUCCGCGACAAGUUCCGCGACGUUGGAGAAGUCAAAUUUGCUGAAAUACGAGGACAGGACACAGGCGUUGUUCGCUUCGCAAAGGAGCGAGAUGCCGAGGUCGCCAUAAAAUUAAUGGAUGGUUCUCGAUUCGAGGGUCGAACCGUCGAUGUCACAUUCUUUUAAGUAUUUCUCUCCUUUUAUCUGCAUACUCUUCCAUAAUAUGGAAAUGUAAUCAUUCAGCUAUAGUAGAUAUUUCGCGUAUGGAGGGGGUUGUGUAAGUCUGAUGCAUACGCUACCUUUUCAAAAUCCAGUUCAUUCGAAGAGCAUCGUAUUUCGUAGAUUGGUUAGGGCUCGUCGAAGAAAAUAUUGCGAUUAUACUUUCCAUUCGCUUAGGUCUCGGUUUGUGUUUUAGUUGAAUCGAAUUCAAUCAUGGUUUAUUUUUUGACUGCUAGUUUACGUAGUAGGGACUUCGCUUCAUCCGCAUUUUUAAGGAAUACUCUAGUUUAUUUUGUGGUACGAGACGGAAUGAUCGACUUUCGAUAUUGGAUUUAGGAGUAAAUAGUGACUACAAUAUUUGAAUGGCAUUAUGGAAUACGCAAAUACAUGACUGUAUUACUGACGUAAUAUUUAGUAUGUCCACAUCAUUUACUAUAUUCCUGCGAUGCUGAUGGUACUAUUUUAAGCAAAAUAUCUAUCAAGAAUUGUGUUUAAAUAUGUGUACAAUACACAUUUGCAGCAUGCAAGACUAAUAAUAAACAUUGCAAGACUAAAAUCGAAA